AUGCUCAGGUUCCGUAUGCGGCAAUCCCUUUUCUUGGAGAUUGAAGACAAAUUGGCAACUGCAAGUAAGUUCUUCAGACAAGAAAGAAAUGCAGCUGGUGUGUUGGGAUUCUCCACUAGACAAAAGUGCACUGUGGGUUUACGGAUGUUGGCUUAUGGAGGGCCAGCAGAUGCACUAGAUGAAGGAUCUCACAACGACAUCAAUGUGCUGCGCCGCUCUCCUAUUUUUGAUGAUUUGGCAAAUGGCAAAACACCACCUGUUAACUUUGAUGUCAAUGGUAACACUUACACCCUUGGGUACUACCUGACUGACGGGAUUUAUCCUGAUUGGGCGACCUUAGUGAAAAGCAUAAGUUGUGUAAAGAGUAACAAGCAGUCGGUGUUUGCAUCACAGCAGGAAAAAUGCCGCAAGGACAUAGAGAGAUUUUUUGGAGUACUUGUAGCCAAGUGGAAGAUUUUGCAUAAUGCUGCUCGUUUGUGGAGUCGGCGUGACCUCAACACCAUUGUGCUGGCCUGUGUCAUCCUACACAAUAUGGUGGUGGAGGAUGAACGUGGAGUUGAUCUUCCAAGCGUGCACGUGUCAGAGUGGCCAGGUGCAGCUAACCCUCCAAUAACUACAAGCAGAUCAAUGCCUACAAUUGAGGAGGUCAAUGAAGCUUAUUCUUUGAUCGAAGAGAAAUCCACUGCCCAGCAACUAAAAAAAGAUCUUAUUGAACAUAUGUGGGAAUUGUAUGGGUCGAAGUCUGGACCAUUUGCCAAAGAGUCAGUACAUCUGAACUAA
Molecule: messenger RNA, 780 nt
Organism: Panicum hallii
Lineage: Eukaryota; Viridiplantae; Streptophyta; Magnoliopsida; Poales; Poaceae
Exons: 2
Coding region: 1-780 (259 amino acids)
Source: RefSeq, a predicted model, not a curated record